GUAAGAUUUUAUCAGUGAAAUCUGUAGAGACAGACUGGAAUUUCCUCAUGUUUGCAAGGGUGAACCCGCACAGCGCAAGCCUUCGGUGACCUUGAGCUGAGAAGAAGCAAGGAAAAGCGAAACAGAAAAAAAGGAAAAUGGCCCCACCAACAUACGCAGAUCUUGGCAAAGCAGCAAGGGACUUGUUCAGCAAAGGAUAUAACUAUGGCACAAACAAGUUGGAGGUUAAGACAAAGACAGAUGCCGGAGUUAAAUUCACAACCAAGGGAAGUCACAACAGUGAGACUGGUAAAAUGACUGGUGAACUCCAGACAGAAUACAAAUGCAGUGACUAUGGUCUGACAUUCAAGGAAACCUGGAACACAGAUAACACCCUGUCCACAGAAAUUACAAUUGAAGAUCAACUUGCAAAAGGCUUGAAACUUGCUUUUGAUACAUCCUUUGCCCCACAGACUGGUAAGAAGAAUGGAAAGGUAAAGACUGGCUACAAGCAAGACUAUAUUAACGUGAACUGUGAUGUAGAUUUUGAUUUCUCCGGACCAACUAUAAAUGGAGCUGCUGUAUUAGGUUAUAAUGGAUUCCUUGGUGGUUACCAGAUGGCGUUUGAUACGUCCAAGUCAAAACUAAUCAAGAGCAACUUUGCCAUGGGUUACGAGGCAGGAGACUUUACCUUGCAUACAAAUGUAAAUGAUGCUACAGAAUUUGGUGGGUCUGUGCAUCAGAAAGUAAACAAAGACAUGGAUGUGGGUGUGAGUCUUUCAUGGACUUCAGGAAGCAACGUGACCAGAUUUGGACUUGCUAGCAAAUAUACCAUAGACAAAGACGCUUCAAUUAAUGCUAAAGUUAACAACAGUGGCCAGGUUGGUCUAGGAUAUUCACAAAACCUUAGAGAUGGUGUGAAACUUACACUGUCUUCCCUGAUUGAAGCCAAGAACAUCAACGCUGGUGGCCACAAGAUCGGAAUGGGUCUUGAAUUUGACCUGUAGAGACAAUAUUUCAAAUAUGAACUAUGAAAAACUAAUGUGAACUUCUCACAAUUCAGUCCGUGUGAUGCAUUAAGAUCUGUGAAAAAAGAGAUGGGGAAAGGAUUGUUUUGUCGUAAAAAAUGUUGCUGAAUAUUUUGUUUUGUUCAGGCCUACUUUUAAAUAAUGUAACCGCAUACAAUUUAUGUAAAAUAUAUAUGUGGUAGACUUUAUACAUUAAGUUAACCAUAUCUGCCAUAGUGUUAAAUUAAUUGAGUAACAUAUGUUAAACAGUCCUAGUAUUUAAAACGAAAUAUAAAUCAAAUAAAUACUCUGGCUCGGAAGAAUGCGUGAAUGUAUGUCUGUGUGUUUACAAUUAAAGAUGUUGUGUAUUGUGCAAUGUUAUAGAAGUGUAUUCUGGGAAUCAACUUACAGCAAAAUUACAUGUACCAAAAGGAUAAGUGCUACUUAUUGUGAAGGAUGGAAAUGUAUUAGAAAGUCCGAGGGCUUGUACUUCAUGAGAGCAUCCAAGCUUUGAAUGUUGUGUUAAGUUAAAUGUUAGGACCACAAGGCUUUGUAUUUUGUAUUUACGUUCUACAAUAAAUGUCUUUAAACAAGAGUAUUUAAAUGUGUAUUGAGUACUGCAUGCAUAAUGAAUACAUUUUUUUUCUAGAAUUUCUACAGAUAUAUUGACACUAUCACGGAUGUAAACUAAUACUUUUAGAAUAAGUAAACUUUAAUUUUUACUACAACUACCAUUACUACUAUGCAUUGUAUCGAGUGAAACUAAAACAAAUCGUCACUGUCUGCUGCAAUUAAGGUUUCUGUUUGUUUUUGUGAUAAGGAUCAUUUGUAUCAUACGGAGGAUAUUAAUUGUGAGAAAACUGUUUUUUUUUAUUGAUCAUUAGUAAUUGUUGUGAUAUAUAGUAGAUUAUGGUUAAUCAGCAAGAGUUUUCUUUAUACAUCACUGUUCACAUUUUAUUGUAGAAUGACAUUUUUGGUUUGGUUUUUGGCAUUUUCUUGGUUUCAAAUAUUUGAAUGUCCAGGACUGCUGUUUUCUGCAAACAAUUUCUAUCUACAUACCUGGUGAAUUUUUGUGUUGAGUUUCCUAGCUUCUUAUCAGUUUAUCCCUUUAUUAUCAAACUAAAGUAAAAUAAAAUCUGCAGGUCUUA
Mercenaria mercenaria is the source of this 2134-nucleotide messenger RNA. RefSeq names its product voltage-dependent anion-selective channel protein 2-like. The record is from RefSeq and is a predicted model, not a curated record. Gene Ontology annotation, biological process: monoatomic anion transmembrane transport. Bases 138 to 986 code for a protein of 282 amino acids. Gene Ontology annotation, molecular function: voltage-gated monoatomic anion channel activity. NCBI's taxonomy places the organism in Eukaryota, Metazoa, Mollusca, Bivalvia, Venerida, Veneridae. Gene Ontology annotation, cellular component: mitochondrial outer membrane. The transcript has 9 exons.